Diachasma alloeum is the source of this 2315-nucleotide messenger RNA. RefSeq lists its product as uncharacterized. The transcript has 5 exons. The record is from RefSeq and is a predicted model, not a curated record. The annotation marks the transcript as partial. NCBI's taxonomy places the organism in Eukaryota, Metazoa, Arthropoda, Insecta, Hymenoptera, Braconidae.
AUGAGCGUUCUCGCGGUUUUCGCCACCAAUAUUGUAUUAGGAUUGUCAUUGACAAUGCUCCUACACAGUCAAACGAUGUCCAAAAGGAAGUCAGGCUCCCGUGUCACGGUGAGAAUAGCUUUUAAGCAUUUUUGCCAAAACUCAGUCUGCGAAACUAAGGUAUCUCUAUCAGCUGUACGAGAAUCUUCGAAUGAACAACUUCUAGAGCUUCUCCAGAAAUUUUGGGUCCAGGAAGAACUGCCAAACGAGAGAUCAUCAACAUCAGAGCUUUCACCAGAUGAGUACGAGUGCGAGAUGCACUUUAGAGCAACUCAUAGCAGAGACAACACCGGGCGAUACAUCUUGUACAGAGAGUUCAUCAACGAGUACGCAGCACUGGGGCACAUGAGAAUAGCACCAGAGACUCCAGAACCCGUGCCAGCUUACUAUCUACCAUAUCACGGGGUACUGAGAGAGGAGGCCAUCACAACGAAGCUGAGAGUCGUAUUCAAUGGCUCUAGCCCCAGUUCAUCAGGUAUGUCAAUUAACGAUAUACUGUAUUCUGGUGAAAAAUUACAGAACGAUGCAAUGGUUAUCCUGACUUGGAUGAGAAGGCACAGGCUCGUAUUUGGCACGGAUAUUGUCAAGAUGUUCCGCCAGAUACGAGUUCACCAAGAUGACUGGGAUCUUCAGAGAAUCCUGUGGAUCGACGAGAAUCAACAACCAGUCACCUACCAGUUAACGACAGUCACUUAUGGACUAAAUUAUUCUCCAUGGUUGUCCUUACGUGUUCUUCAACAACUAGCAGAAGAUGAAAGGCACCGCUUCCCAGCAGCAGUAGAGACACUCACCGGAGGUCGUUACGUUGACGACAUUUACGGCGGUGCAGAGACAGAAGACGGUCUCAAGGAGAUCGCAACGCAACUACAAGGGCUUUGCCAUGCAGGAGGCUUCUCUCUACAGAAGUGGAGCAGCAAUUGUCCAGAGGCUCUGCAUGAGUUGGCCCUAUCAACUGACGAAGAAAUUAUCCAGUUCGAGGAGUCAGUCACCAAGGUACUUGGAUUGUAUGAUUAUGUUCAACGCUGGAAGACAUUCCGAGAGAAUCUCAACGACCUAGACAGAGUAAUUGUACCUAGAUGGCUGAGAAUUUCAACAGAGACACUCAACAUCCAAAUUCAUGGAUUUGCAGACGCUUCAACGGUAGCCAUGAGUGCAGUGGUGUAUAUUCGCAUCAAAACCAUCAACGACUCGACAUCAACAGUACUGGUAUGCGCGAAAACUAAGAUAGCACCACUCAAGCGCAUGACCAUCUCUCGUCUAGAGCUCACAGCAGCUCUUCUACUGACUCAGCUAGUGGCAUCAACGAAGAAAAUGCUCCAACUCGACCAGGUAGACACCUAUCUCUGGUCUGAUUCUUCAGUAGCACUAGCUUGGAUCAGGAGCCACGCAUCAAGAUGGAAGGACUUCGUCCACAACAGGGUCGUCAAGAUCCAGGAAACUCUCCCGAAUGCUACCUGGAGACAUGUCAGUGGAAAGGAGAAUCCAGCUGAUUGUGCCUCCAAAGGCAUAUUACCGAGCCAGCUAGAAGAUCAACUGUGGUGGUCAGGACCUGAGUGGAUCAAUCAGGAUCUUGAAGAAUGGCCACAAUCAUCAAUCGACGCCCCAGCUAUGGACAUCCCAGAAGUGGCCAGAGAAGCAAAACCAGCACCAGCACAUCCAGUUGCAAUUAAAAUCAACGAAAUUGCAGAGCUACUCAACAGAUAUCAGACGAUGGCUAAAUUGCUAGCCGUAACAGCUACGAUAACACAACAUCAAUACUUUGGGCCAGCCAUUCGAGUACUCCAGAGAAAUCACCAACUACCGAGAAAUCAUCAACUAGCCAAGCUGACACCCACACUAGACAACGAAAGGAUCAUGAGACUUGGGGGAAGCCUCAAGAACUCGCAGUUAAAUCCAGACGAAAUUCAGCCAAUAAUCUUGCCUCGCCAGUCACGCCUCACCACACUAGUCAUCGAAGAAGCUCACCACAAAACACUACACGGAGGAACUCAACUCACCUUGGCCUACACACGUCAAAGGUACUGGAUAAUCGGCGGCAGAGGCACAGUUAGAGCAUAUAUUCAACGCUGUGCCAUCUGCACCAGACACCGAGGAAGACAAGCCCAGCAACAGAUGGGUCAACUACCAGCAACAAGAAUCUCACCAGCAAGAGCAUUUCUCCACACAGGGGUGGACUAUGCAGGACCAUUCGCCAUNGAGGAAGACAAGCCCAGCAACAGAUGGGUCAACUACCAGCAACAAGAAUCUCACCAGCAAGAGCAUCUCUCCACACAGGG